This is a messenger RNA of Cheilinus undulatus (humphead wrasse), 4627 nucleotides long. It is a transcript of the gene mybpc1, whose product is annotated as myosin binding protein C1. Gene Ontology annotation, molecular function: protein binding. The transcript is spliced from 35 exons. Bases 85 to 3849 code for a protein of 1254 amino acids. Lineage: Eukaryota; Metazoa; Chordata; Actinopteri; Labriformes; Labridae. The record is from RefSeq and is a predicted model, not a curated record.
UCCUGUAGGGUCACAUUACUCUGAAGGCACCUACCUACCUGCACCUUUUCACUCCUUGAAGGUUUUCUUGGGACACGGCUCAAGAUGCCAGAGCCCACAAAGAAAGAUGAGACACCAAACAGCCAGCCAGAAGAAAGUGUUGCCCCAGACAGUAAUGGUGUCCUGCCCCUUCCUGAGAUUUCCCUGGAGGUUUCUCCACCCCCAGAGGCAGUAGCAGAGGGGCAAGAGCCAGUAGAGACUGAUGGGAAGCAGCCAGAGCCCGCAGAGCCUGAGCCAGUUCAGGCUGUGGUGGCUCCGGAGCCGAAGCCCAGUCCUGCCAAGAACUGCUCAGACCAACCAAAGCCGGUCGAGGUUGGGGUAAAAGAGCAAGCAAAGUCCGCUAACACCACUGACAAGGGAGAAGGCUCUUGCUCUCCCCCACCUCCUGAUGAUGAUGAUGCUGCAGCCACUACCCCAUCCCCAACACCCCGACCAGAAGAGGCCAGUACACUCAAGAAACUCUCAAUUGAGCUGCCUAAUGAUAGCGUCCCUUUGCCAGAAAUGGGGAGAAAAGACUCAGUGUGGUCACUGGGAGAGGGCCAGCCUCCUGAGGAACUGGAAAAGCCGAUUGACACUCCACCACGGUCCACCCUGCUGAUAGAGAGUCCCCAAAGUGCCUCUGUGACUGUGGGUGGAGACAUAACCUUUAUUGCCAAGGUGGAGGCCAAAGAUCUUCUCCGCAAACCAACAGUCAAGUGGUUCAAAGGAAAAUGGAUGGACCUGGCCAGCAAGACGGGGAAGCACUUACAGCUGAAAGAGACAUUUGAUCGCCAGACCAAGAUCCACACAUUUGAGAUGCAUAUCAUCAAAGCCAAAGAAAACUAUGCCGGAAACUACAGGUGUGAAGUCACCUACAAGGACAAGUUUGACAGCUGCUCCUUUGACUUGGAAGUUAAAGAGGCUGAACAAGGCUCACAGAAUAUUGAUAUUCGAUCAGCUUUCAAAAGAAGCAGUGAAGGACAAGAGGAUGCAGGAGAGCUUGACUUUAGUGGUCUCCUUAAACAUAGGGAGCCGAAACAGCAGGACGAUACUCCUGAGAUCGACGUGUGGGAAAUCCUGAGGAACGCAAAACCAGAUGAGUAUGAGAAGAUCGCCUUUAUGUAUGGCAUCACAGACCUGAGGGGUCUGCUGAGGAGGAUGAAGAAGAUCCCAAAAGAGGAGAAGAAAAGCGAAGCAUUUGCAAAGAAACUGGAGCCUGCGUACCAGGUGGAUAAAGGUGGAAAGAUUCGCUUGGUGGUUGAUCUGGCCGACCCCACGGUUGAUCUGAAGUGGUACAAGAACGGGCAGGAAAUCAGACCAUCUCCCAAUCAAAGGAAGUACAUUUUUGAGCAUAAAGGCACACAGAGGAUUAUGGUCAUCAACAACUGCACCCUGAGUGAUGAUGCAGCUUAUUCUGUAGCUGCAGGAGAUGAGAAAUGUUCAACAGAGCUGUUUGUCAAAGAGCUGCCAGUUAAGAUCGUUAAGGAGCUUGAGCCUGUGAAGACCACUGUGAAUGAGAGGAUUGAGCUGGAGUGUGAAGUGUCAGAGGAGGGCGCUCAAGUCAAAUGGAUGAAGAACGGUGUUGAAGUCCCAACAGGGGUUCGCUCCAGAUACAGAGUAAAGAGUGAAGGAACAAAGCACUACUUGGUAAUUGAUGAUGCCUCCAGGGAGGACACUGGGACAUACUCCAUCAUGGCCACUGGUGGCACAUCUGAGGCUCACGUACAGGUUGACUUGAAACCACUGAAAAUAUACCAGGACCUACAGGAUAUCACAGUGCUGCUUGGCCAACCCCUCAAGCUGCACUGUGAGAUUUACCCAGGCAAUGUCCCAGGUCGUUGGUACAGGAAUGGGCAGCUGAUCCAGCCCAGUGACCGCAUCACCAUUAUACAUAGAAACAAGGUCCAUCGUCUUGAAACUGAAGCUAGCUCCCUUCACGAUGCCGGAGAUUACACUUUCGUACCCGAGGGAUAUUCACAGAGCCUGACAGCCAAAAUUCACAUCAUUGACCCACCAAGAGUGCACUUGGACAGCUUGAACUUCCCAGACAACACAGUGACAAUAGUGGCAGGAAACAAACUCCGCCUGGAGAUUCCCAUCAGUGGAGAACCAGCACCCAGGGUGGUGUGGAUGAAGGGAGAAAGGGUAAUUCUCGAGUCCGGCCAUCGUGUCCGAGCUGAAACAUACGGCGACCAGACAAGCCUGACAAUUGACAUCACAGAGCGGGAGGACACCGGUAACUAUAAGAUAGUCCUGCAGAAUGAAGCUGGUGAAGCCACGGCCAGUGUCAAAGUCAAGGUUGUAGACAUCCCUGACCCUCCAGAGGCUCCCUUGGUCCCAGAAGUGGGUGGAGAUUGGUGCUCCAUGACAUGGGAACCACCUAAAUACGAUGGAGGUUCACCAAUAUUAGGCUACUUUAUUGAGAGGAAGAAGAAACAGAGCUCCAGAUGGAUGAGGCUGAACUUUGACUUGAUCAAAGAAACAACAUUCGAACCCAAGAAGAUGAUUGAAGGAGUUCCCUAUGAAGUGCGGGUCUUUGCAGUCAAUGCCAUUGGCGUGUCCAAGCCAAGCGAACCAUCAAAGGCCUUUACUCCCCUUGCUGUGACCAGUGAGCCCACCAUGUUGGUUGUGGACGAUGUCACCGACUCCACAGUGACCGUAAAAUGGCGUCCUCCAGAAACCAUUGGAGCUGCCGGCCUGGACGGAUACUUGGUGGAGUACUGCAUAGAAGGCGCUGAUGAUUGGAUAGUAUCCAACUCAGAGCUGACGGAGAAGACUAAGUACACCAUCACUGGGCUGACUCCAGGGUCUAAAAUCUUAGUUCGAGUUCGAGCCAUCAAUGCUGCUGGUGCCAGCGCUCCACGGACCCUUCAGCACUCCAUCUUGGUCAAAGAAGUUAUUGAACCGCCCAAGAUCCGUGUCCCACGACACUUGAAGCAGACGUACACUCGAAGAGUUGGUGAAGCAGUCAACCUUGUUGUGCCAUUUAUGGGCAAACCAAGGCCAAAGGUUACCUGGGUGAAAGAAGGCAAGCCAAUAGACCCUGCACACGUCAGCAUCCGAAACACAGACUGUGACAGCAUCAUCUUUAUUCGUAAAGCCGAGCGCAGCCACUCUGGAAAGUAUGAGAUGACUGUUCAAGUUGAAAACCAUGUGGACACAGCCAUUAUUGACAUUCAGAUUGUAGACCUACCUGGACCUCCUCAGUGUGUAACCAUUGAAGACGUUUGGGGAGGUAAUGUGGCUCUGGUCUGGACUCCUCCGAGAGACAACGGCAACGCUCCAAUCACAGGAUACACCAUUCAAAAAGCAGACAAAAAGACAAUGGAAUGGUACACAUGCAUCGAACACUACCAUCGCACUUGCAUCACCAUCACAGAGCUGGUGGUUGGGAACGAGUACUUCUUCAGGAUCUUCUCAGAGAACAUGUGCGGCUUAAGUGAAGCUGCCACCCAAACCAAAAAGAGCGCCCUAAUUGUCAAAGAAGGCAUGCAGGUGAAAACGCACGAGUACAAUGACCACGACUUCAAGGAGGCGCCAAAGUUCACACAGCCACUGAUCAACACUUUUGCCAUCGCUGGUUACAACGCUACUCUUAAUUGUAGCGUCCGUGCCAAUCCAAGGCCCAAAGUGAUCUGGAUGAAGAACAAGAUAGCCAUCCUUGACGACCCACGCUACCGCAUGUUCAGCAACCAGGGAGUAUGUACUCUUGAGAUCAGGAAGCCCAGCCCCUACGAUGGCGGCAUGUACACCUGCAAGGCCAUCAACGACCUGGGAGAGGCCCAAGUGGACUGCAAGCUAGAGGUCAAAGUCCAAACUCAAGAAUUGUGAAUGUAUGUUCUCAUAUAAGGAGGCUUCACCUUUUACGAACUCAUGCAACGCGGAGUGCCCCUGCAUCUGAUUGACAAGUACAUGAACGAGCACAAGAUUGUCGAGCAGGAGAAGUAAAAAUAAAAUGGACAGAACACAAUGAGACACUUUAGUUUUGCAGACGUCUGCUGCCACAAGUGACCCUUUUCUCUCACCGACUGAUUGGAGGGAUGGGGGGGAGGGGUGAACUGUCCCAUCGUGUGGCAUGCUGUGUGCAGUUUUGGAGCUAGUUACCAUAGAAAAUACUCACAUUUUUCUCACCCACCUGUGUUUUCAAGACUCUGUUUCAGCUCAGAAGCAUGUCCGCAGUGUUUUGGUUCUCUCUUUAUUGAGUUCAUGCAGUAUGUAAAAACAAUAUAUAAAACAGUGACAUAAACAUACAGUAUUAAUAUGUUGAUUGUUAUUGGGAGUGUCUGUUGAAAGUGAUUUCUGGUUUAUAAAGAAGAGAAAAUGGAACGUAGAAACCUAAAGUUUGAUGUUUGUAAGGUGUGUCAGGACUUAUAAAUGGCAAGAAAAAUGAAACAAGCGCAAAUACAUGUUGGAUUCAUGAAUGUGAAACGCCUCAAAAGAUAAAUCUAAUAAUAACUGGUCAUUUCACCUUUUUUCUGUGUAGGUUACAAGGGAAGGAUGUAGAGGUUUCACCAGCCCAUAUUCUGCAUGACAAAUUAAGCUUUUUGGAUUCAUGUUGGACUUGAAGUUUCAUUAAUGCCCAGUCAUGCGCAUGCCUUUUUAAUUAUCA